GCGGAGGGCGAGUUGGGAGUCGCCGCUCUGGUCCGCAGCGCCUGCGAGCCUGGCCUUGCGGACUCCGAGGUGGGACUCAUCCUGGAUCCGCUGAAGGGGUUGAUCAAGACCGAUCCGCGCUUCAGAGAAGCGUCGAGCUCGGACAGCGAGGGCGAGGUCACGGCUGCCGUUCGACUGCGAACGCUUCCUCGCAGCAGGAAAGCCACGCUGACGAAGCUUCUGGCGUCCGAGGCGCUUCCAGAGCUCUCCCACUUGACGCUCGGAGAGCGCGCAGCGGUGAGGCCUCGGACCGAGGCGCAGUAUGCCCAGGAGGUGCGCCAGUUCAGCCUGUUCUGUGGCGUCGAGCGUGCGGCGGAGAUCCCGAUCGAGAAUCUGGACGAUCUGCUGGUGCAGUACAUCGAUCAUCAGAUCAAGUCGGGAGUGACGGCAGCCCGUGGCAUGAAGCUGUUGGCUGGAGCGGUCCACGCUCGGCCGCAAGCGGGGAAGCAGGGCCCGCGCGCGUUGCAGCGCAGCUGGAGGGCGCUGAAGGGAUGGCAGAACCUGUGUCCCUCGACCUCCCGUCUGCCCGAAGCUUGGCCGAUCUGGUGUGCCAUCGUGAACGGGCUGUGCGGCAUGGGGCGUUGCGAUGUGGCCCUGUUCAUCUGUCUCAUGUGGAGCGCCUACGCGCGCCCUAUCCAGCUGAUGGCGCUCAAGCCCGAGUACUUGUGCGCCCCUAGCCGAGUCGCCACUUACUGGACCGUUCAGUUGAACCCAGAGGUCGACGGGGUGCCCUCCAAGGCAAAGGAGUUCGAUGUGACGAUCGAGUUGGACCACGACUGGUCGCCCGCGGGCUUCAACCUGGUGGUGUACCGGGCCAGGCGCAGUGGCGCCAUUACGGACGUGGCCUCGCGUCGGCGCACGCUGGCAGAGGUCAAAAAGCGGGGCGGCUGGAAAUCAGACCGCUUGGUGGUGCGAUACGAGAAGGGCGCGAGGUUGAGCUCGACGUGGAUGGCCCGUCCGAGCUGGCUACGGCAGCACGCGGCGCAGUGCGAGGAACAGUUCUUGGAGAUCUUGGUGCGCGGCCGCGUGCUGCCAAAGCCCGCUUUGCACUCCCGAUAG
Messenger RNA from Prorocentrum cordatum, 1098 nucleotides. NCBI's taxonomy places the organism in Eukaryota, Dinophyceae, Prorocentrales, Prorocentraceae. The record is from the annotation of a GenBank genome assembly.